Messenger RNA from Rhea pennata, 2479 nucleotides. RefSeq names its product ectonucleoside triphosphate diphosphohydrolase 2 (gene ENTPD2). Gene Ontology annotation, cellular component: plasma membrane. NCBI's taxonomy places the organism in Eukaryota, Metazoa, Chordata, Aves, Rheiformes, Rheidae. The transcript is spliced from 9 exons. The coding region runs from base 50 to 1537 and encodes 495 amino acids. The record is from RefSeq and is a predicted model, not a curated record. Gene Ontology annotation, molecular function: hydrolase activity.
GCCCCGCUGCCGCCGCCGCCGCCGCCGCCGCCGCUGCCGCCGCCCCACCAUGGCCCGCCGGGUCGCCGCUGUCCUGCUGCUCCUGGCCCUCGGCUGCCUCCUGGGCAUCCUCCUGCUGUGCUUGGGCUCCGGCGACAUGCGCGGCCGGCCGAGCUUCAAGUAUGGCAUUGUGCUGGAUGCCGGUUCCUCCCACACAGCCAUGUUCAUCUACAAGUGGCCUGCAGACAAGGAGAAUGACACUGGUGUGGUCAGUGAGCACAGCAUGUGUGAUGUAGAAGGUCCAGGCAUCUCCAGCUACAACACCAACCCUCCGGGUGCUGGGCAAAGCUUAGUCCACUGCCUGAACCAGGCUCUGAGAGAUGUGCCCAAGGAGAAGCAUGUGAGCACUCCGCUCUAUUUGGGUGCUACAGCUGGCAUGCGCCUGCUCAACAUCACAAACCACCGGGCCUCAGAUGCUGUACUCAGCACUGUGACAGCCAUGCUGAAGACAUACCCCUUUGAUUUCCGCGGGGCAAAGAUACUGUCAGGGGAAGAGGAAGGGGUAUUUGGCUGGGUCACAGCAAACUACCUUCUGGAGAACUUCAUCAAGCGUGGCUGGCUUGGGGAAUGGAUCCAGCCCAAGAAGAAGACACUAGGAGCCAUGGACUUUGGUGGUGCUUCCACACAGAUCACCUUUGAAACCAAGGACCCCAUUGAAGAUCCCAAAAAUGAGGUUAUGCUGAAGCUGUAUGGCCAGACAUACAAAGUGUACACUCACAGCUUCCUCUGUUACGGAAGAGACCAGGUCCUCAGGAGAUUGCUCUCGAAGCUCCUGCAGGCUGGGAACUACCAAGAAACCAUCACCAAUCCCUGCUGGCCCACAGGCUACCACAAAAACCUGUCACUGAGCAGCAUCUAUGACACCCCCUGCACGGAGAAGAAGCCCAGCAUUCCUCUCAGCACCUCUGUCACCAUGGUUGGCAGCAGCAAUGGGAACCUCUGCACUCUAUACGUCAGCAAGCUCUUCAGCUUCACUGUCUGCCCCUUCUCCCGCUGCUCCUUUGAUGGCAUUUUCCAGCCUGACGUUUCAGGAAACUUCAUUGCCUUCUCUGCCUUCUUCUACACAGUGGACUUUAUCCAGACAGUGAUGGGGAGACUUGUGCGCUUGCCCAGCGACCUGAGGGAUGCUGCCGAGGCCAUCUGUGCCACCAGUUGGAGUGAGCUGCUCCAGAAAGCCCCCAAAAUGGAGAAGAGGCUGCCAGAUUACUGCGCUAUCAGCACGUUUGUUUAUUUGCUCACCACCAAAGGCUACAACUUCAAUAACCACUCCUUCCCCAACAUCGCCUUUCAGAAGAAGGCAGGAGAAACCUCCAUUGGCUGGGCUCUAGGCUACAUGCUGAACCUCACCAACAUGAUCCCAGCAGAGGAACCAGCUUCCCACAAAAGCAUAUUGUACAACAGCUGGGUCAUCCUCAUCCUGCUCUUUGUGUUCACCACCCUGAUGGCAUUGGUGACUGCUGUUUGCCUGCUCCGGCGCAGCAAAUCUAGCGCAAUCUAACCUCAGGGACAGGAGAGGCUUUGCCUGCAAGACCGAGUACUAUCCCUCCUGCUCCGUCUCCACAGCUUGAAUACUUGGGAUGCAGCCAGUGCUUGGAGACAUCCUCCCCUGACACUUGAUGCUGUCUGUCACAGAAGGAAAGCUGUCCCUUUUUGCCCUCCUCUUGCUUUCAAGUUACAGAAAGGAGAGGACAAAGGAGGACUGCUGAUCCUGCACAGCUGCAGGAGGAGAACAUCUUAAAGGUUUCCCAGUGCUUCUCAGGGAUAGAUCCUGGAGCAGGCUUGAGACUUGGAAAAUCAGAUCUGGGGCAUCUCUCUGCCACCAGAUGUGAGCUGAACUUUGUUCUUGUGUGGGUGGGAAGGGAAUGCUACUUAUGCUAGUCCUUAUAGUUGAUGUCACUAGCCCAUCCCUGGAGAACUAACCGAGACCUUCAACUGAGCAUCAUCCAGGAAUUUUUGUUCUUUUCCUGGCUGAUGCACAAACCCUGAUGACCUUGCUGAAGGCCACACUAUGGGGCCGGACUUCCAUCUGCCUCAGCACAGAAGCUUCAGGUCAGAAGCAGCUUCCCAGCUCCCUGCUUCAGCAACCGGACAUUGUGUCUUCCUUAUUCUGGUGUUUCCUAAGCCAGUCUCCUGUUUGCCACAGCCAUUGUCUACUUGGCACUCCUCGGUCACAGAGUAAGGUAUAAAAAGCCUCUCCCUGUAGGACAGAGGAUCUUCAGGCACCUCAGUGCUUGACUGAGCCAGCCCAGAGAUAGUAGAAUCACUAUGGGAGCAGGGCUUUUUGCUGUUUUAGGAUUUAAACCCUCCAUCACCAGCCAAGGCAGAUAGCUGGGAGGACAUGCCUUCAUACCCAAACAAGUAAAAAGAGAGAUACACGAAUGUGCAAAGGGCUUUUUUGUUUUUGUUUUUUAAUAAUCAGAAAUAAAUCUUUGUAACCAUU